This is a messenger RNA of Sorex araneus (European shrew), 1055 nucleotides long. It is a transcript of the gene FAM169BP, whose product is annotated as Protein FAM169B. The transcript has 9 exons. The record is from RefSeq and is a predicted model, not a curated record. Lineage: Eukaryota; Metazoa; Chordata; Mammalia; Eulipotyphla; Soricidae. The coding region runs from base 6 to 1055 and encodes 349 amino acids.
GGGACAUGCAGGCGGAGGCGGCGGGCCGAGCCGCAGGUGGGUACCCAGUGGAUAUUCUGGAGGAUGACCCAGAAGCGUUUCGAGAAUCCGCCCUGGCUUACCUGGAGGCUCUCAGGGAGGGUUCCCGGCCCCCCGAGGAGGUGGUGUCUCUCCCCACUGGGGAACAGGUUCAUCCGGAGUUGGCGUCCGUACGCUUCUGCCCGCUGCACCGGGACCAACCCCAAGACACCGUGCUGGUCCUGGUGACCCCUCGGGACACAAAGACAGUGGUGGCUGUUUACAUCAAGGAGCGUUGGUGGCCCAUGGAAGAGACGCUCCGAACCUCCAGCCCCACGAGAGAAGGUCUGAUAGAGGUUCAGUCAUUCGGAGAAAGGCUUGUGCUGUUCCUCCUCAACGUCGUGGUGUUUGGGAGACUGGAGCGGAAUUGGGACGACAACGACCACGACAUGUUUUUCCUGCCUCAUGCGGGGAAUGAGCAGGCGAAGAUCCUGUGGCGGGACGGGGCCGCGGUGGGAUUUUAUACCCUAAAAAGAAGAGGCAGCCUGUGUGGGGCUGGCACGGGCGCCUGCUACCUGCUGCCUGUCUUUGACACCGUGUUCGUCAGGACGACGCACCGGCGCCAGGGCCUGGCCCUGGCCAUGCUCCGGGACUUCUGUGCAACCUUCCCGGAGGACGAAGCCCUGGGGAUCAGCUGCCCGAUUUCUCCUGCCAUGCUGCGAGUCUGCAGGAAGUUCCUGCUGGCCCAGCCGGAGGAGCAGGGGCGCCUGUGGGCGGUGGAGCCCCCUGGAGACUGGGGCCAGCGAGAGAACAUCUGGUUGAAGAUCCAGCUCAGCUGCGCAGGAGGUCCAGGCCAGGCAGCUCGCCCCAGAGACACCCAGGAGGAGGGGACACCUCAAGGGCGAGGGCCUGGACGGUGCCACCGUGGACAAGGCUUCAAGGGGACGACCCGCAGAAACGCCCUGGACCAGGCCAGGCACGCAGCCGACUCGAGGGGCACAGAGGCAGCGGGCGGCCUGCUGGAGGGGGAGGAGGGCCGGCGGCCGCCCCGCUCCUGA